Molecule: messenger RNA, 1140 nt
Organism: Anastrepha obliqua
Lineage: Eukaryota; Metazoa; Arthropoda; Insecta; Diptera; Tephritidae
Exons: 3
Coding region: 1-1140 (379 amino acids)
Source: RefSeq, a predicted model, not a curated record
AUGUUUCGUCAUCUAAAUUUUAGAACGACUUCUAAAUCCUUAGUAAUCGUUUUCGUGCUCUUUGUCGUGUCUUCGGCUCAUGCUGAAGAUCGGACUAGUAUUACAUCGUUUACUCCCAAGGAUGCUACAACAACUACCUCAAGCCAAGCAACUAAUUUUGGCCCCAGCACUUCCACCCAGGCCGAGGGAUAUGUGAAAAGAAAUAUAAAAGUGUCAGACUUAUCGGCCUCCAAUUCAGCGGCAGCAAAAAGUUACGAUCCUCCACCUGAAUUUUAUAGAGGGCCAGGUUCAACAAGCGAAACAUCUUCAUCUUCAAGUUCCCCUGCCGCCACAAAUGGCGCACCUUAUCAUAUUCGCGACAGCGCUACAGCCAGCUUCAUCUCCAAGCCUAUAACCUUCCCAGACCUCGCUGGACAUAAAAAAUACAACACUAAUAACCCCAGCCAACAGCUGGCGAAUUCCAUAAACAGCUGGCAGCUACUGCGAGGACACGGUGCGCAAGAUAGGAUUAGUGUGAAACCGUACGGCAACAGCGAGUCACAUGGAUUAACAACAGCUUACGCACCUGGCGGCGGCGCACACGUCAGCUACCCAGAAACGCGCCCAUACUCGAGUGGACACUACAUCGACUAUGGUCCGACACAUGCGGCUGGUCACUAUGGAGCCAGCGGACAUGGCGGUUACUAUGGUGGAGCCAACAGUGUUGAAGUCGGCGGCAUACCUUUCGAUGUGUACGGCGGUAAGGGCAGUGGUCACUAUGCGGGCGCGGGUGGUGAGUACUCAUACACGUAUCCAGAAGCGUCACAUGAAUCGGCAGCACACAAAGGACAUCACGAGCUGUCGCAAAAGGCUUUGCUAGCGAAGAGUUUCCUCAUACCGCUGGCCAGCGCUGCAGUCUUGGGCAUUGCAGCAGCCUUGGUCAGUAAUCCACUACUGCUGCAAUUGGGCACUGUAUCAGCGGCGCCAGUGGGCAGCACAAUAGCGGGUAAACGACGUCGGCGACGGGAUUUGGCAUCUUUGAAUGCAAUGAAAGCUGGAUUAGUGGCAAAUGACCAGGCGGAGAAUGCAGACAAAGAUGCUGGUGGCGCACACAUGGCUUAUCGUGCACAUCGUCGUCACCGUCGCAUGGCGCGCGUGUAG